CCGGUGCUGCUCCACCGUACGAUCGGAGAGGGUUUGGGUAUUUUGGUAAAGCUCUCUCAUGGAAUGGCAGAUCUUGUGAGUUAUGGUAAUGUCGUCCGAGACAUCGAGCAGGCUCUAAUUGCAUUGAAGAAAGGUGCUCAAUUGUUGAAAUAUGGUCGGAAAGGAAAGCCUAAGUUUUGUCCAUUUAGACUCUCCAAUGAUGAGACAUCUUUGAUCUGGAUUUCAAAUGGUGGAGAAAAACGUUUAAAGUUAGCAACUGUAUCUAAGAUUGUUCCAGGACAGCGAACUGCUGUUUUCCAACGUUACCUUCGCCCGGAUAAGGAUUAUUUAUCUUUUUCACUCAUAUACUCCAACAGGAAGCGGACUCUUGAUUUGAUUUGCAAGGACAAAGUUGAGGCAGAGGUGUGGAUAGCUGGCCUAAAAGCUUUGAUAUCUGGUCAGGCUGGCCGCUCUAAAAUUGACGGCUGGAGUGAUGGAGGCCUUUCUAUUGCUGACAGCAGAGACUUGACAUUAAGCAGUCCUACCAACAGCUCAGUUUGUGCUUCUCGAGAUUAUAACAUUGCUGAGACUCCCUACAAUUCAACCGCUUUUCCCCGGACUUCUAGAACUGAGAAUUCUGUCAGUUCUGAACGGUCACAUGUGGCAUCAGAUAGCCCAAAUAUGUUAGUACGAGGACCUGGAUCAGACGUGUUCCGGGUUAGUGUUUCUAGUGUUCAAAGCAGCUCAAGUCAUGGUUCUGCUCCAGAUGAUUGUGAUGCUCUAGGUGAUGUUUAUAUAUGGGGUGAAGUGCUAUGUGAUAAUGUUGCCAAAUUCGGGGCUGAUAAGAAUGCUACUUGUGUUGGUUCAAGGUCUGAUGUUCUGAUUCCAAAGCCGUUAGAAUCCAAUGUAGUUUUGGAUGUCCAUCACAUAGCAUGUGGUGUUAGGCAUGCUGCUCUAGUCUCUAGGCAAGGUGAGGUUUUUACAUGGGGUGAAGCAUCCGGAGGACGUCUUGGCCAUGGAAUGGGAAAAGAUGUUACUGGGCCACAGCUUAUUGAGUCUCUAGCUGCUACUAGUGUUGACUUUGUUGCCUGUGGUGAGUUCCAUACAUGCGCUGUCACAAUGACAGGAGAGAUUUACACAUGGGGUGAUGGAACACACAAUGCAGGACUUCUCGGCCAUGGUACCGAUGUGAGUCACUGGAUACCUAAGAGAAUAUCAGGUCCUCUUGAAGGUCUUCAAAUUGCUUCCGUAUCCUGUGGACCAUGGCACACCGCUUUGAUAACAUCAACUGGACAGCUUUUUACUUUUGGAGAUGGGACUUUUGGUGUUUUAGGGCAUGGUGACAAGGAAACUGUAUUUUAUCCAAGAGAAGUUGAAUCUUUAUCUGGUUUGCGGACUAUUGCUGUUGCAUGUGGUGUAUGGCAUGCUGCUGCAAUAGUAGAAGUCAUUGUCACUCAGUCAAGUUCAAGUAUUUCAUCAGGAAAGCUGUUCACAUGGGGUGAUGGUGACAAGAGCCGUCUUGGUCAUGGAGAUAAAGAGUCUCGGCUUAAACCCACUUGUGUAUCAGCUCUAAUUGACCAUACUUUUCAUAGAGUUGCAUGUGGACAUAGUUUAACAGUUGGUUUGACCACAUCGGGAAAAGUUUACACGAUGGGUAGUACAGUUUAUGGUCAACUAGGGAAUCCCAAUGCUGAUGGGAAGCUUCCUUGCUUAGUAGAGGAUAAACUAAUUAAGGAUUGUGUUGAAGAAAUAGCAUGCGGAGCUUAUCAUGUAGCAGUUUUAACAUCUCGAAAUGAAGUAUUUACAUGGGGGAAGGGUGCCAAUGGGAGAUUAGGUCAUGGAGAUAUUGAGGACCGUAAGGCACCAACUCUUGUCGAUACUUUGAAAGAGAGACAUGUAAAAAAUAUUGCCUGUGGUUCAAACUUCACAGCAGCAAUAUGUCUUCAUAAAUGGGUUUCUGGUACUGAGCAAUCUCAAUGUUCAGCUUGUAGACAGGCUUUCGGAUUCACACGAAAAAGGCACAAUUGUUACAACUGUGGACUUGUCCACUGCCAUUCAUGCAGUUCCAAGAAAUCACUAAAAGCUGCUUUGGCCCCUAAUCCAGGCAAGCCUUAUCGUGUCUGCGAUUCAUGUUACUCUAAACUAAGUAAAGUGUCAGAAGCUAGUACUGAUAGCAGAAAGAAUAUUAUGCCACGACUUUCCGGUGAGAACAAGGACAGAUUGGAUAAAGCCGAGAUAAGAUUGGCUAAAUCAGGAAUACCAUCAAAUAUAGAUUUGAUCAGGCAGCUGGAUAGCAGGGCAGCUAGACAAGGAAAGAAGGCGGAUACAUUCUCUCUUGUCCGCACUUCCCAAACACCUCUAACUCAACUUAGAGAUGCUCUGACUAAUGUGGCUGACUUACGGCGUGGGCCACCAAAACCAGCAGUAACUCCAUCUGGAGCAAGCUCCAGAUCUGUGUCACCUUUCUCAAGGAGGUCUAGUCCUCCUCGUUCAGUCACUCCCAUUCCUUUGACGGCUGGUCUUGGUUUUUCAACAAGUAUAGCUGAGAGUUUGAAGAAGACAAAUGAACUUCUGAAUCAGGAAGUAGUCAAAUUGCGCGCCCAGGCCGAGAGUCUGAGGCACAGAUGCGAGGUCCAAGAAUUCGAAGUUCAGAAAUCUGUGAAAAAAGUACAAGAAGCAAUGAACCUGGCAGCAGAGGAAUCUGCCAAAUCAGAAGCCGCAAAAGAAGUUAUAAAAUCUCUGACAGCUCAGGUCAAGGAUAUAGCUGCGCUGUUACCACCGGGUGCUUACGAAGCUGAGACCACACGGACAGCUAAUUUAUUGAACGGGUUUGAGCAAAACGGAUUUCACUUUGCUAAUGCAAAUGGACAGCGUCAAUCACGAUCUGAUUCAAUGAGUGACACCUCACUUGCUUCGCCUAUGGCUAUGCCCGCUCGUUCAAUGAAUGGACUCUGGCGAAAUUCCCAGUCGCCAAGAAACACAGAUGCAAGCAUGGGCGAACUUCUAAGUGAGGGGGUCCGAAUCAGUAAUGGUUUCUCAGAAGAUGGUGACAACCGCCGAAACUCAAGAAGCUCAGCAGCCUCAGCUUCAAAUGCUUCUCAAGUGGAGGCGGAGUGGAUCGAACAGUAUGAACCUGGUGUUUAUAUAACACUAUUGGCCCUAGGCGAUGGAACUAGAGAUCUCAAACGUGUGCGCUUUAGCCGGCGAAGAUUCAGGGAGCAUCAGGCAGAAGCAUGGUGGUCAGAGAAUCGCGAAAGAGUGUACGAGAAGUACAACAUUCGUGCUUCACCCAAAUCAGCAAUGGAAGCUAGACUCUCCGAAACUCUUGGCCUCCCAUCACCGAAUCUUAAUCACUGCCAUUUUCCCAACGAUUUCAAUUCCCUCUUCACUCAUUUCUCCGAUCUCACCUCCGUCCAAAGCCCUAUCGUCAGAAACCCUAAACCUAAAACCAAAUUCUCUCAAAAAUCACCAAACUUUUCAGCAAAUUUCAGAAGAUCCGACCCACUAUUUGCAUCAACAUCAAUCUCGGAUCCAAUCCACGCGAAACCCGGACCCGAAUUCCUGAAAUGGAUCAAACCAGCAUCACGAAGCAGUCCAAAAAUUCAAACACUCAUGAAACAACUCUCCGUCUGGGAACGUGCCAUCAUCGGUGCCGGAGCCGGUGGACUCGCCGGAGCUUUUACGUACGUUGCUCUUCUCCCACUUGACGCAAUCAAAACCAAGCUUCAGACCAAAGGCGCUUCUCAGGUUUAUCGCAACACAUUUGAUGCUAUAGUUAAGACAUUUCAAGCUAAAGGUGUUUUAGGUUUCUACAGUGGUGUCUCCGCCGUGAUUGUUGGCUCUACGUUUUCCUCCGCCGUGUAUUUUGGUACUUGUGAGUUUGGUAAGUCUCUCCUCUCCAAAUUCCCGGAUUUUCCGACGGUUUUAAUCCCGCCUACUGCUGGUGCUAUGGGAAACAUAAUCUCGUCGGCGAUAAUGGUUCCUAAAGAGCUCAUUACACAGAGAAUGCAAGCUGGAGCUAGUGGGAGGUCGUACCAAGUUUUGCUUAAGAUACUUGAGAAAGAUGGAAUCUUGGGGCUUUAUGCCGGUUAUUCGGCUACAUUGUUGAGGAAUUUACCGGCUGGUGUACUAAGUUAUUCGUCGUUUGAGUAUCUGAAAGCCGCGGUUUUGGAGAAAACGCAGCAGAGCCAUCUUGAGCCUUUGCAGAGUGUUUGUUGUGGUGCGUUGGCUGGUGCGAUAUCUGCUUCGAUAACUACACCAUUAGAUGUGGUGAAGACUAGGUUGAUGACGCAGAUUCAUGUGGAGGCAGUGAAUAAACUUGGUGCUGCUAUGUAUACUGGUGUUGCUGGAACAGUGAGACAGAUAUUGAAAGAGGAAGGUUGGGUUGGUUUUACCCGUGGCAUGGGGCCUAGAGUUGUUCACAGCGCUUGUUUCUCAGCGAUCGGUUAUUUUGCGUUUGAGACUGCGAGGCUUACAAUCUUGAAUGAAUAUUUGAAAAGGAAAGAAGAUUCUGAAGCUACCGUUGCUGCUGAUUCUUGAGUUUGCUUUUUGGUAUAGUCAGAUGAACAGAGAGAGUUUCUCCUUGUUUCUGAAGAGAAGCAUCAAGCUUUGUCUAGAACCAAGCUUGGAUUCUAAGAGGUUACUGUGGCAGAUUGUGAGAGCUUUGUUCUUUCUAAGAUUUGCUUCUUUUUUCUGUUGGGUUUAGUGUUUCCUCAGUUUUGAUUUUCUCACAAUUACAUUGUUCACAUUUGUGUAAGACGAUCUUUAAUCAUUUCUGUUCCCAAAUUUUCCAUUGAAGAGAAUUACUGUAGUAAGUAAUAAUAACUUGACUCUUUU
Molecule: messenger RNA, 4815 nt
Organism: Arabidopsis arenosa
Lineage: Eukaryota; Viridiplantae; Streptophyta; Magnoliopsida; Brassicales; Brassicaceae
Source: the annotation of a GenBank genome assembly